Molecule: messenger RNA, 711 nt
Organism: Lottia gigantea (owl limpet)
Lineage: Eukaryota; Metazoa; Mollusca; Gastropoda; Lottiidae
Exons: 2
Source: RefSeq, a predicted model, not a curated record
CAUUAUCGUAUGAUUGUAUUUUAUUCUCACCACUACAUCACGACUGUAAUCUUUCAUUGUUCCAUUUAUGUUAUUAUCAUUAUUGUAUAUUUACUAGUUCAUCAUCAUUGUAUAUUUACCAGUUCAUCAUCAUUGUAUAUUACCAUUCAUCAUUAUUGUAUAUUUACCAGUUCAUUAUCACUGUAUUUUCUACCAUUUCAUCAUCACAUUAUAUUUAUAAAUUCAUCUCCUCUCCACUCUAUAUUGUUUUCAGUGCAUCAGCAUUGUAUAUUUACCAGUUCAUCAUUAUUGUAUAUUUACCAGUUCAUCAUCAUUGUAUAUUUAACAGUUCAUCAGCAUUGUAUAUUUACCAGUUCAUCACUAUUGUAUAUUUACCAGUUCAUCAUCAUUGUAUAUUUAACAGUUCAUCAGCAUUGUAUAUUUACCAGUUCAUCACUAUUGUAUAUUUACCAGUUCAUCAUCAUUGUAUAUUUAACAGUUCAUCAGCAUUGUAUAUUUACCAGUUCAUCACUAUUGUAUAUUUACCAGUUCAUUAUCACUGUAUUUUCUACCAGUUCAUCAUCACAUUAUAUUUAUGAAUUCAUCUCCUCUCCACUCUAUAUUGUUAUCAGUGCAUCAGCAUUGUAUAUUUACCAGUUCAUCAUCAUUGUAUAUUUACCAGUUCAUUAUUACUGUAUUUCAUGUCAGUUAAUCGUCACGUUAUAUUUGUAA